AUGACAACCUCUUUAAACCACACUAACCUCAGAGAUAUCUGGUACACCAUGGUUGGGAUCCCAGGAAUGGAAGAUGCACACGUGUGGAUCUCCAUCCCCAUCUGCUGCAUGUACAUAGUGGCUGUUGCAGGCAACACCUUCUUAUUAUUCCUAAUCCUCACUGAGCGCAGUCUCCAUGAACCCAUGUACCUUUUCCUCUCCAUGUUGGCUCUGGCAGAUGUCCUUCUCUCCACAACCACCACACCAAAGAUGCUAGCGAUCUUCUGGUUCCAAGCUGGGGGGAUAUCUUUUGGUAGCUGUGUGACUCAGAUGUUUUUCCUCCACUUCAUCUUUGUGGCAGAGUCUGCCAUAUUGCUGGCCAUGGCCUUUGAUCGCUAUGUGGCCAUCUGUUACCCACUAAGAUACACUACCAUUCUAACGUUUUCAGUCAUUAGGAAAAUAGGUGUUGCAGCUGUGACUAGGAGUGUCUUCAUCUGCUUUCCCCUGAUCUUUUUAGUUUAUCGGCUUAAUUAUUGUGGGAGGAACAUUAUUCAUCACUCAUACUGUGAGCAUAUGGGCAUUGCCAGGCUGGCCUGUGACAGCAUCAAGGUCAACAUCUAUUAUGGGAUGAUUGUGGCUCUAUUUUCCUUUUUCCUGGAUGUGGUACUUAUUCUCAUCUCCUAUGCUGUCAUACUUUGUGCUGUGUUUAGAAUUCCUUCUCGAGAUGCUAGACUCAAGGCUCUGGGUACCUGUGGCUCCCAUGUCUGUGUCAUCCUCCUCUUCUACACACCAGCUUUCUUUUCCUUCCUUGCUCACCGAUUUGGGGGCCACAGCAUACCCCUUCAUAUACAUAUCCUCCUUGCUAAUCUUUAUGUAGUGGUACCCCCAACUCUGAACCCCAUCAUUUAUGGGGUGAAAACCAAACAAAUUCAAGAGAGGGCUAGUCACGUGUUUUUUUUGCACAAAAUGUUUUGUUGGUACAGGUUAAAUGGUUAA
Messenger RNA from Tupaia belangeri chinensis (Chinese tree shrew), 975 nucleotides. Its product is annotated as olfactory receptor 52Z1. The transcript has a single exon. The coding region runs from base 1 to 975 and encodes 324 amino acids. Gene Ontology annotation, molecular function: olfactory receptor activity; G protein-coupled receptor activity. The record is from RefSeq and is a predicted model, not a curated record. Lineage: Eukaryota; Metazoa; Chordata; Mammalia; Scandentia; Tupaiidae. Gene Ontology annotation, cellular component: plasma membrane. Gene Ontology annotation, biological process: G protein-coupled receptor signaling pathway.